GCUCGGUCGCGCGUCUUUUCUAUGUUGCACAUUUCUAGCGGAUUUGUGUGCCCCAUUCAUUGUGUGUCACAACAUUCACCAUCGAUUUCACCGCCGCAGCCGCGCCACCGCGUUUGCAGUGCGAUCUCGUCGGGCCGUGCCCAUUAGAACACACUUGGUGUGCUGGAUAGAUACUAUAAUUACCAUUUUCAAAGUCUACAAGUGAACAAAACAAUAGAAUCGUGAGAGGAAUAGCGAAAACAUGCCAGCCGCCGCAAGGUCUCCGCCAUCCGGUGACAUUCCGGGGGCAUAGAGUACCCAACGGAACUUGAUGGUGACCGCGAAAGUAAGCUUUCGGCGUCACUGUUGCUUUUUUGCUGCCUGCUGUGUGUGCCCUCGACUGUGGUGCAAAAUCAGUAAAUAUAUGAAAUCCACAAAACGAAUCGACCCCGUAACGAAGGUGUGCGCGAGGUGUUUUCUGGUGUGGUUCGCGAUCAUUAUCAUAGCACAUAGCCAUUGAAGUUCCGGGUGGUGUGUGCGUGUGUAUAGUUGUUUGUGUGCGUAUGUGUUUGAAAGUUUGUGUGCCCACACACACGUGAAUAGUGUACCGGUGUUUGUGUUUUGUUAUUGUUGCAGAGCGCUACUGUCGAGUCUGCUCCAUUCAUGAAAAGUAUGCCAAAGUGAUGCUGGGCUGAUGCUACCGGUAUCCAAGAGUAGCUCGCGAGAAGAAAUGAAGCUCUGACAGAAGCAGCCGAAGUGAUGAUUUGUUUCAUUUGUGAUGUUUGAGGGAAACUGGGACUGGAUUUAGUGUUCCGGCCAUUGGAGAAGCAUUCACGCUGAGCAGUUAUAUUGCGGGAGAAAAUUGAUGUGAUGUUGUCGCAUAGAAAUUCGCAGUACGAUAUCAAUCAGAGGCAGAGAUUUUUGAGUGAAAUCAACUCAACAACGGUGUGUUCUAGAAAGAACUUCCAGUGCUACCACCAGUGAGACGAAUCCCGCAAAUAAAAAAUAACCAGUUUGUCCAGUUUUGGUGUACUUAAAAAUUUUAUACAACUCAAUGUUUGAUUCUCUAGAAGAUCCUUACAUAUAUAUAUAUAUAUAUAUGACAGGUUACCAUUUAAUGUUGUGCAAGAAGAAAAUAAAUUUCAACCUUUAUUAGCUUGUAAAAUCUGCAUCUUACCUCUAAAAGUGUAAUCGAUGGCAAAUAAAGUCUAUGCAAUAAGUGUCUGUGUGCAUGUACAAACCAAGCAAACAAGCUAAUAUGGUAAAAAAAUCCAGUGAAUCUCCCGCAAAAAUCAAAUGUUUCAAGUGUGUGACAACAGUGCAUUUCUACACCCCAUUCAGUAAGAAGCUAAACAAAUAUAUAUAAUAGGUAACACAGUUUCACCAGUGCAAAACAUCUAAAGAUAAAAUAGAAAGAGGAAAUACAAUUUCCGAAGAGAAUAUUUAACUAAAAGCUCCGUACAAAUUAUUAGUGUAACCAAUACGGAUAAAAGAAAAGCCGUCGUAGCGAUCAAGUGGUAUGAAGUAGGAAAACAGUGUCGUGAACAAAAGUGAAAGCACAAGAAAAAUAUUACUAUCCGUUCCGUGGUGUGCUUGAUGUUUAUACGCAAAAAGUGAAACGGCGGCCUGCCAAAGUGAAACGACCAAACGGCUGGGAGGAGUGAAAAAAUAUAGUUCGUGGUGACGGUUCUGGAAAAAGUAAAUCAUAACGUCGAUCAGACAUUUUUGUUAUACAGCUGGCUCAUGUUUGGAAUAAAAGAUAAUGGAUGCUAACGUGGGGAUAAUCAGGAAACCCUGGAGGGCUUGCCCAGACCGUAGAUAGGGGAGAAACCACUCCGUGAAUUCUAUCAUGAUUGAACGAAUCAAAGAUCACAGCAAGUUCAAGAAGAGAAGAUCAGUGAUGGACGGCGAACGCCGCAACAAAUGAAUCUUCCGACGUAGAUCACCUCGACGUUUUCUGUUUUCUCGUUUCGUUUGUGUGUUCGUCCCCCCAAGAAAUCAAGCAAAAAUAAAACAAAAAUCAAAUCGAAAAGCCAAGUGCAAAUUUGGAGCCCCCAAAAGGUCAUGUACCGUGUAAACAUCGUCAGCGCAAAUCCAACCGGGAGUGUUCAGCACCACCACCAACAGCAACAACAGCAGCAGCAGCAAUUGACGGGUAGUCAGCAGACUCCGCAACUUACGCUCGUCCAGCAGCAGUCCGGGGGCAGCAUCCAGACCAUCACUGCCACCACGACAACCAUCAUCGGGCUAACGACAUUGAACGCACUCAAUGCCACUACGAUCACUGGACUCGCGGCGGCAGCAGCAGCAAGCGGCGGAGUCAACUCGACAAGUGUGGCGAUCGCUGGUAGCAACUCCGCUGGCCCGGCGAACGCUGCGGUAUCAACCGCGGGCAGCAAGCACAUCUUGAAGACGGCCGCAAGCAAUAACAACAUCAGCAUUGUCAAGAUCGGUGAUGAGAUUAUGCUGAAGGCCGUCAAGGUGGAACCCCUGCCUCCGGAUUCCGGCGGCGGCGGCGGCGGCGGAGGCGGAACUAGCGCUACCUCCAGUGGAGUCACAGUCACAGCCAUACCUGUCUCGAUAGGUGGUACAAUCGCCGCCGCCAACGACCACGUGAUGUACGGUGGGAAACGGCGUCUGGAAAGCAACGAAGAGUGGAUAUCGUCUCCUAGUCCGGGAAGUGUACCAGGCUCUGCGCCACCACUUAGUCCCUCGCCUGGAUCCCAGAGCCACACGUACACGACCACCAUGUCGAACGGGUACUCGUCACCCAUGUCCACCGGAAGCUACGAUCCAUACAGUCCAAACGGGAAAAUGGGUCGCGAAGAUCUGUCGCCUUCCAGCAGUCUCAAUGGGUACACGCCGGACGGUAACGACGCCAAGAAGCAGAAGAAAGGUCCAACCCCGCGGCAGCAGGAAGAACUUUGUCUGGUGUGUGGAGACCGAGCGUCCGGCUACCACUACAACGCACUCACCUGUGAAGGAUGCAAAGGGUUCUUCCGGCGCAGCGUAACCAAGAAUGCGGUCUACUGCUGCAAGUUUGGGCAUGCGUGCGAGAUGGACAUGUACAUGCGGCGGAAGUGCCAGGAGUGCCGCCUCAAGAAGUGUCUCGCCGUCGGGAUGCGGCCGGAGUGUGUGGUGCCCGAGAACCAGUGUGCGAUCAAGCGGAAGGAGAAGAAGGCCCAGAAGGAGAAGGACAAGCUGCAGACGAACGCAACCGUUAGUACAACGAACAACACCUACAAGACGGACAUACUGCCGGUCUUGAUGAAAUGUGAUCCACCGCCACACGCAGCGAUACCUCUCUUACCAGAAAAGCUGCUGAACGAGAAUAGGCUAAGAAAUAUACCUCUAUUGACGGCGAACCAGAUGGCCGUCAUAUACAAGCUAAUCUGGUACCAGGAUGGCUAUGAACAACCCUCGGAGGAAGAUCUCAAAAGGAUAAUGAUCGGCUCACCCAACGAGGAAGAGGAUCAGCAUGACGUGCACUUCCGGCACAUAACGGAAAUCACAAUCUUAACAGUACAAUUAAUCGUGGAGUUCGCCAAGGGACUGCCAGCAUUUACCAAGAUUCCACAGGAGGACCAGAUAACGUUGCUGAAGGCCUGCUCAAGUGAGGUGAUGAUGCUGCGAAUGGCCCGCCGCUACGAUGCCGCCACCGAUUCAAUCCUGUUCGCGAACAAUCGAUCGUACACGCGAGACUCGUACCGGAUGGCCGGCAUGGCGGACAUGAUCGAGGACAGUUUGCACUUCUGCCGGCAGAUGUACUCGCUCACGGUGGACAACGUGGAGUACGCGCUGUUGACGGCGAUAGUGAUCUUCUCCGAUCGGCCCGGUCUCGAGCAGGCCGAACUGGUGGAGCACAUCCAGAGCUACUACAUCGAUACGCUGCGGAUCUAUAUCCUCAACAGGCACGGGGGUGAUCAAAAGUGUAGUGUGAUAUUUGCGAAGCUUCUGUCGAUACUGACCGAGCUACGAACGCUGGGCAACCAGAACUCCGAGAUGUGCUUCUCGCUCAAACUGAAGAACCGCAAACUGCCGCGGUUCCUGGAGGAAAUCUGGGACGUCCAGGACAUACCGCCCUCGAUGCAGGCCCAAAUACAGCAACAGUCAACCUCCACGCAGUUAUCGACAUCAUCAUCAUCGUCCUCCAGUAAUAAUAACAGCAGUAGUAGUAGUAGCAGCAGCAGCAGCAGUAGUAGUAAUAAUAGUAAUAGUAAUAAUAAUGUUAGUUCACACGGGCAGCAACAGCAAUUAACGCCAAAUCAGCAGCAGCAACAGCAGCACAGUCAGCUCCAGCAUGUUCACGCCAACGGAGGAAGUGGUAGUAGUGUUGGUGGUGGCGGCGGCAACGGUAGCAGUAGUGGUAACGUCUCCGGACUCGGCAUGCUCGAUCAGGUAUAGCUAGUGUAGGACACGGUUUCCGGGCCGGUUCCUAUUCCACUGCUGGCCAGCGAAACCGAGUCGAUCGUAGAGGACGUGCCCUUCCACGGGGAGGACAUAUUAUUUAUCGUAGAGAGUUAAGAAACCACACCGAAAUCCUGGCUAGCAUCCAGCAGGACAGAGAUACACACGCAAGACAAAGACAAAAAAACAAAACACACUGUUGUGUGUAUUCAGUGUGAGUUUACAACAACGUAGAUGGUAAGGAAAGAUGAGAUGAAAGAGGGAUCAAGGUUUGAUGUUUGUGCGCAAAGAAGCAAGUAAAAGGGCCCGCUGAUCAUCAUGACAUUAAUUAAUGCUCGGAUGAAACAACAACAAAACAAAUGCUGCCAGCUUUGCUCCCCUUCUUUUCGAGCAAAAGAGUGGGAUCCAACAACAACAAAAAAACCAAUACCAACACCGGAUACUAGCCACUACUACCAUUCUGUUUGUCUAUCCGGCUCUUCCCCCUCUGUUCCGAAGACACGAGUUCGGAAAAGAGUUUCAAUGCUGAGGGAGAGAGAGGAGGGAGCCGAGGUCAUCUAGAAGGAGUGGCCGCCCCCCAACCGAGACACCUCUUUCGGAUCGUUUGGCUGUGACUUGUUAAUAUUUUUAAGAUGAUACUAUAUUAGUUUAGUGGAGGAAACAAAAAAUGAGAACAAACAAACAAAAUGCGUUGAACGAAUGAAAAGAGAAUGUGAAUCAUAUUGGUAAAAACAAAACAUAUGAUCAGAGUGGUGGAACACGUGUAUGCAAUGUUCUGAAGGAAGCGAACGGACACAUACCCAUACACAUACACAGAGAGAAAGAACUUCAAGUUGUACAUUUUCUAGGUUUUAAUGAUGAACAUUAGGAGAGGAGAGAGAGAGAUACUAGAUGUAAGUAAUUAUUCGCGUUAGGAAGGAACAAACUGUUUUUGAAGAAGGGAAUGAAUCUAUCUCUCAUAGUUUGUAAGCAAAAAAAGAACAACACACACGUAAAACACACAGCAUACCUACACACAAACAAACCAACAAAGUAAUUGUAAAUUUGAAAACGAAGAAAAAAAAAACGUUGACGUUUUUUUAAAACUUUACCGUUGCGUUGUCUAAGCAGCGGUUUGAAACUAAACUUAACACAUCCUCAGCACACUUUUUUGUUUCCGAUUUGUGCAAAGUGGAAUGGGGAAAUACUUUGUAGAAAAAUAAAACAAACAUCUAUUCUACGACCUGUUAAGUGGAUACUAUGAAUAUACAUACAGAGUCUGCUAAACCGUACUCGAGGACAGCGGUGAAUGAGUUGGAUUGCAGGAUUAGUGUCUGAAAGACGAAUUCAAAUUAUUAAUUCUUUUUUUAUCUUGUUUUUCGAUCAACGCCUUUUUCAGUUUUGAUCUGAUUCGAAGUGUAGAAUGUACUACAUUUGAAUUCAUCCAGUGCAGAACGAAUCACAAACUUAAUGUGUUUUACGGGAAUUAAAAGUAUUCGUUAUUGGUUGCGUCAAAAAUUGUCGUCAAUCCGACUCGUGAUCAAAAAUGUACUGAAAUGUACAACAACAAAAACUCAGCCAAUGCAAAUUGUCCGAUUUUAAGUUGAUUUUCGGUCUUUCAAACUCAGCACAAAGCCAUGGUUAAAUCCGGUGCCAAUUACUAAUAGCGAAUUCGUUUUUAAAACUAAAUCAGUGCCAAACUGACUCUGUAAUAAAAAAACGUUUUCAGUUUCACGAAUGCGGUGGUUUGUUGGUGUGCGUUAUAUAGUCUGCUUUGUUUAUAUUUGCGACGACAAAUGUACAGUGUCGACAUCUGGUGGCGAUAUUAGUGCUUGGGAGGUAAAUUAUCCUCUAUCAGAUUAGUAGGGCCAAGUGCAGUGGAAAAAUAUUAAAUUUUGAAUGAAAAUUUUUACUUCAUAUUGUUUGAUUACCUAACACAUGCAGUGUUGACACUCAUUUAACCAUUUGUCGAUGCAUUUCCUGUUUGUUCCAAAAAUAAUUACUAUUAUAAUAUAAAAUCAUCAUUAAACACAGUUUUCGUUCAAUAUGUUUCUGCGAUAUCGGAAAAAACCUCUUAUUUCAUCACAUAGAAUAAAUAUUCGAUACGUUAAAGUAAAGUAAUUUUCAUUCAUAAUUUUGAUUUUGAAAGCGUGUUUAUUCCACCUGAAUAUACAUCAUUAUUUUCGCCUCCCAAUGAAAGCACACAUAGCCGUCUACUCGAAUAUACUCCUCGAAAUCAGAAUCCGAAUUGGAUUACGAUUCCAAUAAUACAAAAGCAAAAGCAGCAGGUUUUCCAUUUUCAUAGUCUUUAUUUUUAGAUUUUCCAAAAUAAUACUCGGAACAUGACAGUUCAGUAUAGUUGUAUUGGUGAACCCGAGUGCCAACCCGUGAAACAUCUCAGUGCGAAACUAACAGUUUUCGGGGCGAACUAGUGCGGCACUGAGUGUGAAACUGAGUGAAUAAAAAAACGAUUUGACAGCAGUUAGUGCGGCACUGGGAUUGAAACUGAACAAAAACGAAUUCGCUAUAAGUCUCACCGUUUGAAGUACUGUAACAAAGGCUCAACAUGUUGAUUACUGACAGAGAUCCGGGAGAUAGAAAUCUCAACUAAGUAGUACUAAUAGAAUGACGCAAGUAAUACUCACGAUGAGAAGGAAAAAGUUCCACUGGGAACGUUAAUUCCAUCCAAGAAGAAGAAGAAGAAGAAGUGAGUGAAGAACUAAGAAUCGAUGUCCCAGAAAAAGAAUACAUUGGAAAGGAGCUCUGGCCUUAAAAGCAUGAGCUUGAAAGGACAGAAAUAUUGUCGCAGUGGUAUCAGAGCGUGUACAGUUUCGCUUUGUUCCUAUCGAAUUACUUCACCUGUCAUUAUAAUUUAUAUUAUUCACUAAACUGAUUCGAAUUCGUCAUUACUUUUUGAUAAUCAAUUCCACAAUAAGAGGAAUGGUCGAUGGUUGAGGGAAAAUCGUUUUGAAAGAUUCACGUUCUGCAAAUUGAUGCCACUGGUUGUCAAUAUUUUUCAUCUUUCGAAUAGACAAAACUCGUUUCCCAAUGUUCUACGUAGGUAGGCGCAUAUCUCGUGUGUUUAGCACAAUAAAAUUAAGCUGGGAUCUUGAUGUUUAUGAUUGAUCCGAUUAUCUGUUCUCGAGGGUGGCUUUUCAGCUUUUUUUUCACGCCACGAGUCAGACUUGUUAAAGCGAGAGAAGUUUUUCCUGAGUAGGAAAAAAACGAGCAUGUUCAACAGUCAGCUGUUCGAAAGACGCUUUGAUCUGUUUGCUAGUGGCAUGAGUAUCUGUCGUUGACCUCACCAAAAACUCGAUUAGUCGAAAAUUCAGCACCAUUUGUUGAAGGCGUUAUUCAAUGAAGUUCUCUAGAAGAAGUGAUCCAAAAACAAUUUGAGGAUGGCUUCCUGUUUCCGUCAAAUGUGUCUGUCUUGUGUCGGAAUGCUCCGUCAAAGACAAUUGUAUCCUUCAACAUGACAACGAGUCUUCUCACAUGUCGAUGUUUUGAUCAUGUUACAUAAGUUAAUAUUUUCGGAUCACUAAGAACUAAAAAAAAUAUUUUACUAGAGCUUGUGCUCUUUUAUUCACGCUUGCUUAAAGACUAAAAUACAAUUUGAUCUUAAGCUCUAAAGUCAGCUUGCGUGCUGUGUUUAUCUUUUCGGGUGGCCUGAUUUCUGUCCUUGAAAUAAUGCUGACCGGCGGCUAGCUCAUAUCGUUGUUUUGAUGAGUUAUUAUGUUUAUGCUGGCGAGCUCCGUUCUCGCGAUAUCGGUUAUGGCUGCUGCUAACUCCUUGUUUAUGUUUACGUUUGGGCUGUCGCUAACUCAUAUAAUAACUUUUCUCACCUGGUCUGAAAAGAUUUUUUUUAAAUUUGAAUUCUCGAACCGUGCUAUAAUUCCAGGAAGUCUAUGACACCCUGAAAGCGGUGUUUUCUCGCAUAACAGUCAUGUUUCAUAAACUGCGUAGAAGAACUGGUGUAUGAAAAUGUUUAUUGUUUAUUGUUCUCGAAACAUUCUCACUUAUUCUGAGUCUGAUCACGAAAGCCACUUCACGUUGAAAACGAAAUGAACUUUAUGCAAGGUUAUAUACACUUCAUUUCGUGUUCCUCGUGAAAUGCCGUUCGGCCCUCUGUACCGCAUGUGAUAUGAGAUAGCAAAGUCCCUCGAUUUACUCAGAAACCGCCUAAAGACAGAUUUUGAGUUCUCGUGAACGUGAACAACCAUUUUUUUUGUUGAUAAUUCAUCAGGUCAUAUAUAAAACGAGGGAAAAACAACUUGAAACGAUAAGAAGAAACAUUUUCUAGUCGAAAAACAUAUGUAAACACAAUUCAUAGUGAUAAAAAUUGAUUAAUUCAAUAUUUCGCUACUGUUCUGAAUUUCCACCGUGGAAUCGAGAUGUUGGUGAAUUCACCAUAGAUUAGAGGCGAAUGAACUGAAAAGUUUAAAUCCUCUUAAAGCCAAAAAGAAGAAGAAGAAGGAGAAGAUUCACCAUAGUUCGCCGGCUUUGGUGAACGUGAACGCAAAAACAGUGGAAUAUAGACGUUAAAAUAUUUCCCCGUUCAUGUUCACGUUCGAAUGUCGCAAGGCAUUCUGAAGAUUGUUUCACCGUGAACUGUAAAAGGAUACGUUAAGCAACUCUCGAGUUUUCAGUGAUUUUUUUCAUAUUAAUGCAAUUUCAUUCAAUCGGAUCUCUGCACGUGUCAAAAAACUUCGUUGCUUCGUGAACAACUGUAUAUUUUAUCUGAAUUACUUUGUUGAAGCUUUACUUGUUUAUUUACUUCACGUUUACUGGCGAACAUUCAAUGGGAACGUGAAUGUGAAAGUGAACAACAUUUUAUUCACCACGAUUUUCUGAGAUGUUUGUUCACAAUGCUGCUCACCGUGAUAUAAUCGUACUUUUUCACCACCGUGUUCAUGUUCACGUUCACCGGAACUCUAAACCAGCCUUAACUUCUAACUCACAAUCUAUACCCGAACCGACAACACAAGAGGAAACGAUUGAUUACAGAUCUCAUCUUAUGACAAAUUAUACUUACUCAAUUUGCCUUUGGGAAUACUGGGACCCGAGCCAUCUCAUCGCCACACAAGGUUAUUCAGUGUUUCAAUUUAGAAUAUCCCUUGGCACACGAUUUAAUUUUUGAAAUAGUGGACCAAAGGCAAAAUUUAUGUAAUUAGAUACGCAACAGUAAAUAGCUUUUCAGAGGAAUAUAGAUGCUGAACAAAAUAACACAAUUAUCAUGGAGUAAUUGUUGGGCAAACGCGAGACCGUUUUAAUUUUCUACCAUUCAUCAGACCAACUCCUUUCAGACGAGGUUUGUGUCUCAGCUACCCACAUAUGGUGGGUGAAUUUUUGGGUUCAGUACAAUGUUGUAUGCAAAUAAAUGACGGCAUGGACGAACAAUCGAAUGAAAAAUACAGUAGCCGUUCGAUAGAUUGACCUGCUUUUACUGGAAGCAGCAAUUUGUCAUAUUCUACGUAAAUAUUUUGCUGUGAGGGGAAUUCGAAUGUAAUUAAAGAAGUUUUAAAAAUUGUCAUUAUUUUCGCAAACAUUGAAUAAAUUAAAGAAAAAUAAUUUACCCAGAUUAUAUUUCAUACCUGUUGUCGAGCUCAAUGCUAAACCUUCUUCGAGUUUGGAAUCCAAAUUAUUCUCUAUCGGAUUAAAAGGCCCAAACGAAGUUUUUAAUUGCUGAAAGUUCAAUGAAAAUUUUGCAUGGCAUUAUUUAGUAAAUUCAAGCUCGUGGUCCUGACCCGAACAUAUUCUUUUUUUCAGAAUAUUCUGUUAUUCCUACUAAAACUUAUCAUUAUAAUACGAAAUCAUCUUGAGACAAAUUUCCGUAGAGGAUUGUUUUCACCACUUGCGGAAAAAAGUGAUUUUCGUUUACAGAGAAACAGUAAAGGAACAAUUUAUUGAAGUUCCUGACGAUUUUAUUUGACGUUUUGCUUGCCGGUUUAUUUAGAAAGUGGAAGUCGAUAAUUAGGCUUCCCUUCUUUCCCAGUUAUCGAACGACUACUGUAUAUUCAAGACUAAAGUUUAUGGAGCAAUCUCGCGUCAAGUCAGCCAAUUUUGGCCCGAUUCUUCGAUUUUUUUAAACGUUAUACAUAAGGUGACAGCUAACGUUUGCAUUAAAAAAUGGAUUUUUUUUCGGAUGGUGAUAAAAAAAAUAGCUAACACAGAUAAUUGAGUUUGAUAAAUUUCCCAUGGAAGGUAAUUAUAUUAGCCUACUUGCAAAAAAAUCUACGCCCUUGCGAGCGGCCUUCCGGCAGUUAACCGGAACAUUCGCCAUGGCGGACGAGUUCUUUCUUCGUUUCAUUUACCAAUUCCUUCUCAGGUUUCGCGACAAAACUGGUUUGUAGCUGGGGAGCGUUGGGCGAGUUCGCCGACUUGGGUACCAAAUCGUUAUUUAGCUGCCCCAUCUCUAACGAUCGCUUCGAGUAGUGGGACGACACCAGAUCCGGCUAGAACACCGCGUCUUCGCCCUUAUGGUAUUUAUCCUCUUCUCGCUGAUUGCGAGCCACAGCAGCACCUUCCUGGGAAACUUGGUGUUUGAAAUAAACUUCACUUCGGAGCUCACUUCCUUUGUGGGGGAAGUAAAAUACGAAGUGCCCUGCCAGGCAUUGCCAUCCAGGUUGAGAUAGGUCGCGUCGUCCAUCACCACCGCCACGUCGCGAUUCUUCGGGAAAAUCGACUUGACCAUCUUGUUCAGCCGCUGCCGCUGCGUCAUUGCCUGCAGCUAUGAGACCAGUGGACAGAACUUCCGCCCCCGACAUGUAUGUCCAUGUUCGCCAGGUAUAUUUUCACUGUUUGGCCGGUUGCACCGACCGCCCGGCCAAGCGCACGCAGCGAUGUAUCCACUUUUCCUUGGAUAUUCCUCUUCGGCAUCCUUUGGAGAUUCUUGUCGCUCAGGGUCGUCGGCCGUCCGGAACCGAGCUUGCUUUCAAUGUUCUGAUUGUUGUCCAAUAGCGCCAAGAUGUUGUAUAUAUCGAAACGGGAGUAUCCGGCGUCCACAAAGUGCCGCACGAUGUCCGUUUUCGACGCGACGGGGCACCGUUCUUUGAACGCGCACACUUCUGAAAGGAAUAGCUUCACAUUGAUCAGCAUUGAUCGUCCAGGAGUUUUUUUCAUCCAGAAACAUUGUUUGAUAUUCCUCUUUUUCCAUUUUCUAUACAAAUGCUCAGUUAGUGAUACUUAAACAACUGUAGUUUGUGAACAAAUAAACGAAACGUCAUGAAACACUCAUAAGCCAGUGACAGAAAUGAAUCUUGUUCAUUUUUUAGUGGUGCCAUCUGUUGAAAAAUCCAUCCGUGUCCGUGAGUACAUCUACAAUACAGAAUUUAAUUUAUUUAUAUGAUCAUAUUUGAGCUAUUUGUGGUGAUGAAUAUUUCAUGCUUUAGGGUGUGAUUCCAUUAAAGUAAUUCCACACCAGAUCAGUCAGCCGCUGACUCGACCCUCCUUGAUUUUUUUGAAACUUUGUACAUACGGUGGUAGGCUACCACUACCACUGGUAGCUACCUAACAUCAUAAAAUUUCAUUAUCAGAUGACCAAUUUUAAAUACGAUUGACGUUUUAUAAGGGAAUAAUUGACCACUUUUUGCAAGAAAUAAUAACUCCAAAUUUAGAUGUCUGCUUCAAACAUGAUGUACAAAAAAGUUAUUGGAAGAAAAUCGAUAAACUAUUUAGGAAAAAUACCAUUUAAAAUACAUCGUUAAAAAAUCUUACUCAAAAAUUUCAUUCAGUAUUAAGAAUGUUUAUAACUCAAAACAUGUUCCUUCGAUAUUUUGUUAAAUAUUUUCACUAGAAAGCCCUAUCAUCAAAUGGAAUUUGUAAUAUUUCGAGAAUGGUUAGUCCUAAGAUAAAACGUUAAACAUAGCUUUUCUUGUAGAAGCGCAUGUAGAUACUAUUUUCCAUAUUACUUUCCUUAAAUGGUUACGAUUUUGCAAAGUAUUGAAUGUUCAUAAAUUUAAAAAAACAAUCAUAUCUUCAUUCUUGAGAGUCCGACACGGCUCUACUAUACGUUAAACUUUGUUGAAUUAAUAGAGCUUUCUAAUGAAAAUAUUUAACAAUAUAUCGAAGGUGACAUGUUUUGCGUUAUGAACACUUUUAAUAUUAAAUUAAUUUUUUUUAGUUAGAUUUUCUAACGGUGGUAAAUAAAUAUUAGUUUUUCUAAAUUAAAAUUUUCCAACAACUUUUCUGUACAUCCUUUUCAAAUCAGGCAUCGGGAUUCGAGUUAUACUUUUUUGCAAAAAAAAAUAUUUUGAAUACACCCUUAUGAAAAGCCCGCCGUGUUUUAAAUUUAUCAUCUGGUAAUGAACGUUGUGAUUUUGGGUGGCUACCAUCUUAUGUACAAUGUUUUAGAAAAAUCGGAUGGGUUCGCGUCAAAAUCUGCUGUUUUUCGGCUGAUUUGGAAUGUAAUUGCUCAUUAGAAAUAAUCCCAAAAAAUAAUGCUGAACAGUUAGAACAUUAGUGAGUUAGUUUGCAUGCGUUCAUUUCGUACAUUUCGUAUUUGGGGAUCCCCAAAAAACUUUGAUGAGCGAACGAGGCGUAUGAAAGUGAGACAAUUAUUUCAAUUCUUUUCUUGAGCAAAUUCAGCCAUUUUUUCUAAUGGCCAAAGCUGUAGAUUGUUCGUCCGAAGUCUGUUUAUUUUUCGGCAUUGGCAGUUUUUUCUGUGACUUAGAAAUGUUUAUUGGAUAGAGACUAAAGGUGAGGUUCCAUUAAGAAAGAAAAAUACAAUUCAAUUCAAGGUGAGCAGUUUGCCAAGAAAAGGCAAAAACGAAUUAUUCCACUUUCUUUUUUCUCAUUUGUGUAUGUUUUUUGUGAUUUAUACAGAAAAGUAGACGAGUAGCCAACUUCCAAUGAUUUUAUUCCUAAUUGAAACCCACUCUCAUAUUUGCUUCAUGUUUUGUGGAGUUUAUCGAAAUUCUGUAUUCAAUCUCGUAGAAAAUUGAACUAACAAAGUUUUGCGCUCGUUGUCGCAUCAAACAUUGUCUUAUUCAUUUUCGUCGUCGAAUAAAAAAUAACUGAGUUUACAAAUUUGUUCAGCCUAUAUUCUAAGGGUGCUCAUACACUGUUUGACCGAAGCCAAAUAUUUGACUCUUUUUGACAGAUAAAAUUUGGUCAACGUGUACUGAUCAUAUAUUUUCUACACAAAACACGACAAGCAAAUAUUCAAUUAUUGGAUGCCUAGAAUAUUUUUUCAGUCUGUUCUUCGAACCUGUCGGUACAUAGUUAGGUUACCUUGAAUAUUUCAGUUGAUUUUUUCCAUGUUCGGUGUUUGAUAUUGUUUACUACUGUUGAAAAUUGAAGAGUGGCAAACAAAAUAGUGUUUGUACAAAUAUCAAAUCAAACCUUAUCUGUCAAAAAAUAUCAAAUAUUUGACCUCCGGGCAAAUAGUGUACGGCAACCUUAAGUAGCAGCUCUAAUUGGGAAUGGUUUCUUCACAGUUCCAAUGUCAAUUUCAAAGGAAAGCCGCCGCGAAUUCGUUGGGAAAAAGUAACCUGAAUUCGCAACACUUCUUCUUUGAAAUUGACAGUAAAACUGUGAUGAAUCCAUUUCCAUUUUGAUCUAUUUCUGUCAGCUAAACCAUGAGAUAAACCUACAAACCGUUCGUCAGAACAGCAAUCCACCACAAUCCAACUCAUUCGAGUCGCUGCUCGGAAAACAAACUCAGAGGAUUUACUAGUUUCUUAUUUCUUACCCUCACCCGCUAUAAUGGGUCUGAUCAGGAAAGUCACUUCACGGUGAAAACGAAAUGAUUUGUAUGCACGGUUAUAUGCACUUCAUUUCGUUUUCACCUUGAAGUGACGAUCGUGAUCAGGCCCAAUAUCUUUUUAACGUAUUGUGGGGUGUGUGCGUGAGAGCGAUUCUCGUAAACGCGCGCAUGUGUGUGUGUGUACAUCUUGCACUGUGUGUGUCACACAGGAGCAGAACAAAAUCAAACGUUUGAAAACACAAAAAGAACACUCCUUGUAAAUAGUAACUGUAUUAUUCGUUCGGUUUAAUUAUUGUUUGUGUAUAAAAUCGAAAGCUGUAGGUAGCACUAGGCGCAACAGUAGUCGAUAGAAAUUCCAAGUUUAGACAAACAAACAAACAAAUGCUCCUCUCAAGCUCCGGUAUACUUGUGAGUUUAAGUCCUUCACGCCCAACUCUCUUCUCUUCGUUUACAUCGUUCUUUUAAGUUUUUCGUUUUGCAUCGCGGGCUCCGCACCUUUCGCUCUAAUCCACAACUGAUGAUCGCUCCUAGUGUAAAUUUAACUAACCUAUUAUCUAGCUAAAGUUACAACGCCUUGUUUAUGCCUUCUCUUCAUAGUCGAAUGGAUAGAGGAACCUAGCGUGUUUAAGUUUAUUUCUUUUUAGAAAAGAAAACAAUCAGAUUUGAAUAUAUUGAAUAUAUUAGUGCGCGUGUCUGUUGUGUGGGGGAGAGGAGUGUUUGUGAGUGAGAGAGGAAACGUACGAUUGGAGGCGACUCGUAAGCAAUAUCUAUUGGUUUCCCAAAACGGAAAUCAUAAAAUGCAAAAAAGAAAACAAAACUAAACUGCCGCAAUGAUGAUCAUGUGGAGGGGUGGCAAUGCGAUGAGAGUUGUUGCGGAAGUUGUCGCUGCUUUGGGACAAAGCGAGAAAUCUGUGUGUGUUGUGAUGAGUCGAGGCACACCGCCGCAGUUUGUGUUUCUUUGGACAGAGGUCACUUUUAGGAAAAUUUUUUAAUCCGUGUAACUUUAUGGCCUUCUUUAUUUCGCCUGAAAUCAAAAUGGACGUCAAAAGUAUAAGUAGCAAAGAAGAGAAAGGGAAGUGAAACUCGCACGUAUCAAAAUAUUUUAGUAAAUUUUUUAGCGUACCUCUUUUGUCGAUUUUUGUUUCCUCUACCCGAGCCCCGAGAGUUAGCAGAAGGAAGAAAAAUGUUAUGAGCAAAGUUAGUCAAUUAAUGGUUUGUUUCUGCCUGCCUGGGAGAAUGUACUUCCAAUUAUGAGAGGGAAAAAAACGCAACCAAUGCUGACAAGUAACAACGGAAUCAGUUUCGUCAGCAGGAUUUACUUCUCUUCACGAAAAGAAUGAGUAGUCUAAAUCAGACGCGACACAAAGGAUAACGAGAGAAACGAAGAAAAAAAAAUAAAAACAAGUAGGAAAUCGGUUUUUGAUGAAUAAGAUUAUAUUUCGGAAACGGAGGUGCCUUUAGUAAAGAGUUAAACAGACACACAAGCAUACACAAAUAAUGAUCGAAUGAACAUACAAAGGAUAGAACAAAAAGUUUAACAAUAAAGAGGAGAAUAUGAACCACUAGGACGAGAGAGAGAGAGCGGAAUAAAAAACUGAUUUUUAUAGCAAACGAAUACAAAAGACAGAUAAAGUGCAGUUGUUAGAGUGAAGUGCAAAUCGAAAAUCAAGAGCAAAUUAAGAAAAAAAAGAGUAGUAAAUCCAGGAACCAGUAAAAACAAGACCUUACAAGGAAGUAGAAUAAGAGACAACCCACUAGACACGUAGGAAACAAACACACAGAUGAAAAUGACUGAUUCACAAAACCACAAAACACACAGAUACAGUGAGACAGAGAGAAAGAGAAAAAACAGAGUCAAGCAAAAGUGCUGGCAGGGGCGGAAUCCGCAAACGACUCGCAAAUAUCUCGUGGAAAGCUUUCAAUCAAUGGUAUGGACGACAUGAAAAGAAAAUUUCAAGAUAGGAGUGGUGUAUGCGAGACGCGGUUUGGGUAGGAACAUGAAACUUCCACCCAACACGCAUACACAUACACACUGUGAGUGCAGAGCAAAAGUGAGUAAAUACUUGAUAAGACAGAAUUGGGAUAUGUGCAAAAUAAGAAAUUUCUCAAAUACUAUUAAUAUUUGUAUUAGUUACUAUUAUUAUUGCUAUAUUAUUUUAUUUUAUUUUUUGUAAUAAAAUAUUUUUUAACAAUUUC
Molecule: messenger RNA, 16264 nt
Organism: Toxorhynchites rutilus septentrionalis
Lineage: Eukaryota; Metazoa; Arthropoda; Insecta; Diptera; Culicidae
Product: ecdysone receptor
Exons: 10
Coding region: 2044-4383 (779 amino acids)
Biological process (GO): negative regulation of transcription by RNA polymerase II; ecdysone receptor signaling pathway; cell differentiation
Cellular component (GO): nucleus
Molecular function (GO): RNA polymerase II cis-regulatory region sequence-specific DNA binding; ecdysone binding; zinc ion binding
Source: RefSeq, a predicted model, not a curated record